Molecule: messenger RNA, 6772 nt
Organism: Liolophura sinensis
Lineage: Eukaryota; Metazoa; Mollusca; Polyplacophora; Chitonida; Chitonidae
Product: ATP-binding cassette sub-family C member 5-like
Exons: 30
Coding region: 292-4284 (1330 amino acids)
Biological process (GO): transmembrane transport
Cellular component (GO): membrane
Molecular function (GO): ABC-type transporter activity; ATP binding; ATP hydrolysis activity
Source: RefSeq, a predicted model, not a curated record
UCUGUACUUAAGUUUUGGGAUAAGAAAAUAAUCAAACUUAAAUCAAACUCCUUAAGGUGGAUGGAUCAAUGAGAUUCAAGCAAAAUGUGGGAUUUGAAAAAUGCUGUUUGAGUGAAAUGCAGCGAUUACUGAUCAUAAGGAGUUUUCAACAGAAUUUUCUACUAAAAACAGGUGAAAUUCUUCAGUUGUCGUUUAAAUGAUACCAUUUUCAGACCGGCCAGCAAAGAGGAUUUCCCACUGGACCAUGCAGGCCUGUUUUCUGUUAUCACCUACUCCUGGCUCACAGGCUUGAUGUGGAAGAUCUACCGUAAAGGAAUGGCAUCAGUACAGAUGUGGAAAUGCCCCGCAACAGAGAGUUCGAGGGUCAACGUUAAGAGAUUUGAGAGGGCCUGGCUGGAGGAGCUGAAGACAAAGCCACGAGACAAGGUUUCACUGGGCCGGGUGAUAUUCAGCUUGUACAAAACCCGCCUGUUCUUGGGGUUCAUCCUGGCUAUCCUCUCUGUCCUCUGCUCCUUCCUGGGGCCUGCUAUAGUAGUGCGGAUGUUACUGGAAUAUCUGUCACGGAGGGAGAUCCAUGUGGGUCAUGGCGUUGGGCUGGUGGUGGCCCUUAUUCUCAUGGAGGUGGGGCGGUCUGUCUUCAUGGGGAUGUGGUGGUUUGUGCAGUACCAGGGAGGUGUUAGGCUUCGUUCAGGGGCAAUGUCUCUACUAUUUCAAAAGAUUUUACGCCUGAGGACAUUAAAAGACACCACUAUGGGCUCGCUGAUCAACAUGUGCACCAAUGACAGCCAGCGUCUGUACGAGGCCCUCAUCAUCCCUUUCCUGCCUGCCACAGUGCUUUGCCUUGCCUUGGGGGUAAUUUAUGUCAUCUGUCUGAUGGGAGCCUGGGCAGUCCUGGGAACAUUCAUCUAUCUUAUCUUCUAUCCAAUCAUGGUACUCAUCUCACGCAUUACAACUCAUUACAGACAUAAAGCUAUCAAAGUUACUGAUAAACGGGUUCGUUUAAUGAGUGAACUAUUGAAUUGUGUAAAAUUGAUAAAAAUGUAUGCCUGGGAGCAGUCAUUUGCAGAAUCAAUAUCAAAGAUCCGUAAUGAAGAGAGAGUUGUGUUGGAAAAGGCAGCAUAUGCUCAGAGCUUUAGCCUGUCAUUAUCUCCUCUCUUACCUGUGGUUUGUGCUGCCGUUACCUUUAUAGGUCACACUGGCACUGGUAACGACCUUACACCAGCACAGGCCUUCACAGUGCUGGCAGUGCUCAACUCUAUGAGAAUGUCGCUUGGUAUCCUGCCGUUCUGUAUCCGGGCAUUCGCUGAAGUUCUCGUUACCAUUGGCAGAUUCCAGGGUGUUUUACUCAUGGAAGAGAUGUCCCCUCAUUUUGGAACGGUAACCAACAAGAACCAAGCCCUGGUCCUGGAUAGGGCCUCAAUGGCCUGGGACACGACGACAGCUGAAAACCAGAAUGACAAGACUAAGUCUUUGAAAAAUGGGCCAGUGGAACAGAACGGUGGUAAAUCAGCAAGUCUACCAGAAGAAAAGCGCCCUUUGGGGAUUAAAACCGACGAGAACGAACCAGUUGCAACAUUAUCUGACCUCAGCCUUGUUGUAGAAAAGCUAUAUUUACCUGUUUUUCAGGGCCAGCUUGUCGGGGUGUGUGGGAGUGUGGGUUCGGGGAAGAGCUCUUUGGUGUCCGCUAUAUUAGGCAGGAUGAUCACGAUGACUGGCAGCAUUGCUGUUAAUGGUAAAGUGGCGUAUGUAUCCCAGCAGGCCUGGAUUAUGAGCGGGACUCUGCGUGACAACGUCCUGUUUGGAUUCCCCUAUGAUGAAGACAAGUAUGCCUUAGUGAUAGAGGCCUGUGGACUGUUACCUGACAUUGAAUCUUUGAUAGCGGGAGAUCAAACAGAGAUAGGUGAACGAGGCCUUAAUUUGUCUGGAGGUCAAAAGCAGCGGAUCAGUUUGGCGCGUGCCGUCUACAGCAACGCAGAUAUCUACCUCCUGGACGAUCCGCUGUCAGCAGUGGACAUCCAUGUGGGCAGACACAUCUUCAACCGCUGUCUGCUAGAGGCUCUCAAGGGGAAAACUGUCAUCUUCAUCACUCAUCAGUUACAGUACCUGAAGAGCUGUGAUCAGAUCCUUGUGAUGAAGGAUGGACAGUUUGUGGAGAGUGGGUCACAUGACCAGCUAAUGGCUGCUGACAAGGACUAUGCCUCACUGAUCAGGAUCUUCUACACUGAGCACGAGGAGGACGUGACAACAGAAGAGGAGGAGGGGGAGGGGGACGGGCUUCCGGACUCCAUUGGCGAUGUACGGCUCAGCUUGGAGAAGCAGAAGUCUGUCUUGUCCAGGGUCUCCAGUGUCUGCCGUGAGGUCAGUCUGAAGAGUGGGUCUCAACACAGCGAGAAAAAUGCCCUCAGUGCUAAGUCAGCAUCCAGCAUCUCUACUGACGUAGAAACAGAUCAAGAGAACGUUGGCCAGCUAGUGGAGGCAGAAAACAUAGAAGAGGGGAAUGUCACAUGGAAGUCGUACUGGUAUUACAUCAGAGCUGCUGGUGGCUGGUUUGUCCUCCUCUUCGUCAUUCUCAUCUUUUUCAUGGCCAUCGGCUCCCAAAUGGUCACCAGCUGGUGGCUGUCCAACUGGCUGUCACAAGGAAGUGGGAACUCUAAUGUGACAGACGGCAAUGUGACGCGUGUGAGCACCAGCGUGACAGACAACCCUGACCUUGCCUUCUACAUCGCGGUGUAUGGAGGCCUCGUUGGAGUCAUCUUUGUCACCAUGGCCAUCAAGGGAUUCGUCUUCAUGAAGAUUACUCUGCUGGCUUCAAGCAGGCUUCACGAUCAGGUGUUCAUCAAAAUCAUGCGAAGUCCUAUGAAGUUUUUUGACACUACUCCGACAGGAAGGAUACUCAAUAGGUUCUCCAAAGAUUUAGACGAUGUGGAUACGUUGUUGCCGUUCCGAGCCGAAUCGUUUUUACAGAACAGCCUGGUGGUGAUUGGCUCACUUCUGAUCAUCGCUUACGUCUCUCUCUGGUUCCUCAUCGCCCUCGUCCCCCUCAGCAUCGUCUUCGGAGUCCUGAAGCAGCUUUUCUCUACGGGAAUCCGGGAACUGAAGAGGAGCGACAAUGUUACACGCUCCCCGCUCAUCAGCCAUAUCAGCGCGUCCGUCAUGGGCAUCACCACCAUACAUGCUUACGGCAAGACUGCAGCUUUUACAGAAAAGUUUUUUGACCUCUUGGAUACGAACACUGUCCCAUUUUACCUGUUUAAUCUGGCCAAUCGGUGGUUGUCUGUUCGUCUGGACAUGAUCACAAUUUGUGUGACGGGGAUUACAGGCUUCCUGUGUGUAUUCACCCACGAAAGUAUCCCACCUGCCAUGGCAGGGCUUGCUCUCGCCUUUGCUAUUCAGAUCACAGGGCUCUUCCAGUUCACAAUCAGAAUGGCCAUAGAGACAGAGGCUAGAUUCACAUCCGUGGAAAGGAUACAGUACUACAUAGACAACGUAACAACAGAAGCGCCACCUGUUGUAAAGGACAAACGUCCCAGUGAAGACUGGCCAAAAAGAGGGGAGAUAACAUUUAAGAAUUACAAGAUGAAAUAUCGAGAGAACUUACCAUUGGUCCUGAAGGGACUCAACCUAUCAAUCAAAGCCUGUGAGAAGAUCGGCAUUGUGGGAAGAACAGGGUCUGGGAAGUCCUCAUUGGCUGUGGCUUUGUUUCGCCUGGUAGAGCCUUACUCUGGGACAAUACUCAUUGAUGACACAGAUAUCACACAGAUAGGCCUGGAUGAUCUCCGCUCAAAGCUUGCCAUCAUUCCACAAGAUCCUGUGCUCUUUGUCGGAACUGUCAGGUAUAAUUUGGAUCCAUUUGGGAAGCACAAUGACGAGGAACUGUGGACUGCAUUAGAGAAAUGUCAUGUUAAACCAACGAUCCAGGCGUUGGAUCAGCAGUUACUUGCCCCUGUCGUGGAGAAUGGAGAGAAUUUCUCCGUGGGGGAGAGGCAGCUUCUGUGUAUGGCCAGAGCUCUCCUUAGACAUAGCAAGAUCCUUGUGCUGGAUGAAGCCACAGCCGCCAUUGAUACAGAGACAGAUUCUCUAAUCCAGGCCACGAUUAAGGACGCCUUCUCUGACUGCACCAUGCUAACAAUAGCCCACCGUCUCAACACCGUCGUGACAUGUGACCGCAUCCUGGUCAUGGAUGACGGCAUGGCGGCAGAGUUUGACAAACCAUCCAUUCUGCUGUCCAAAGCCGAUUCCGUUUUCAAAAACAUGAUGGAUGCUUCAGAGUCCACGGAGGGUUAAAAUUUCUUGAAUUUGACUGAACAACUGAUGAAAAAGUACAGGAGUUUGAUGUUUAUGAGCAAACAAAGUCUUCUGAGUGAAAUAUUGGAAGGAAUAUUGGAAUUAAUUAUUUAAGCAUUAAUUAAAGUUUACAGUUUACCAUAGAUGUAAUAUUAUAUUUACUACAUUCUGUGAUCUCUGUAGUGAGUUUUGCUUGUUCAAAGAUACUGUAUGAAGUCACAUUUAUCUCUGUCACUACAAUAUGUUUGUCAACAUUUAAUUCUCAACAUCUGUAUCUUCCAUUUCAAAUCAUAUAUAUAUGUCAACACUCAUCUCUACCUGUUAGAAUACUCUUUAAGUACGCCAUGAAAUAAUGAGCAAAGUAAUAUGUAUAAAUCUACCUGUUCAGUUCGUCAGUGGCCCAGUAACCGCACGGCUAUAGUUAACUUCCAGUAAGGAUACACCUGUCUUUAUGUUAAAUAUAAAAAUCUUUUCUUUACAUAUUUUUAGUAAUAUCAGUGUAUUGUUCUCAAUGCAAGGCCCCAUAAACCUCCUUGCCUAGUAUUGAAUAAGAGUACCUGCCCUAUGAUAAAAAUGUAGUUAUAGUUCUAAAUUUUUGAGAUUCUUGUAUUGAUUGUAAUUUUAUCACAAUAUGAUGAAUGAAUAUAAUAUUUUGUGUAUCAUGUACUGUGAAUAAAUGUUAAUGUUAUUUCUUUUUUUCCUGCUGUGAGUUAAUUUUAAACUUUGGAUGUUUUAAUGCAGAAAGAAAAUUGAUAUAUAUAUAUAUAUUGGAUGUACCUAAAAGGUACAUACUGUAGAUGUCAUCCCACGGGAAUAUGUAGAUGCAUAGUUUAUGACAAAUUCCAGUUUUUUGUAACAAAUGAAAACAAUUGUGUGAUCAUGUAGUGAUAUUGCUGUGAUUCCUAUAAUGUAUACAAUACUAUGUGUUCAGAGGUUUGCCAUGAUGUGUAUACGGAAAAGACAUGACCAGUGGAGUGUUCACAGCACUGUAAUAAGGUGUGGCGAGGAUCAUUCAUAUAGCUCUGUAAAGCAAUGGCUCCUCUUGUUAUUUUAUUGGAGUGAAUGGGAGUUUCAGUGUAUUACAAUGAAAUGAAAUAUGAAUGGAAUAAUUAAAUUGAGCAGAGUUUCCUCAUACAUACGUGUAGUCUGCACACUUAUAUUUGAACUAAAGAUCUUAUAGUUCACUGCUUUCUGUUAUAUUAAUGGAAAGGCCAGAAUUUGUUCACAGUUGAAAACAUUACUUGGAAGUAGAAUGAGAAUGUGUUACUAGUACAUGAAUUCUUGUUACAGGUGUAAUAAAACUUGUGCCAUAGUAACAUUUCCAGGAGAUUGUUGGUGUAAUAUCACCUGUUGUAGGAGUUACUGUUACAAAGGUUGACUUGAUAAUGUCCUGGAACUACUGAUGAAACCGCAUGUCAGUGAUCUCCCCUCAGUCAGUCUUAGCUUAUGGUGUGCAAUUGGUCUGUUUUAAAAUAAUCAAGAACCAGAACUCAUAUAUUGUGUGAUUUUUCCUGAUUGUACAGUGUAUUAAUUUUUGUUCCUGGCUGCAUUCAUAAACCGAAUGCUAGAUAAAUGAUUUAUUCAAUUUUUAUUUCUUAUUUUUAUGAAAAUGGAAGGACUUUUUGGUGCUGUGCCAUUAUGCCAUGACUUGGUAUCAUGUUUGGUGUUUUGUUGGAUGUCAUAUCGGGUGUUCUGUUGGAUGUCAUAUCGGGUGUCAUAUUAGGAAUAAUGCCUCACUGAUUCGGCACAAUAUUCAGAUGUGACUAAAUCUGGUGCCAGGUCAUUGUAAUGUCAGGUGUUCUGUGUGGAAGAAUUUUUCAGCGAUUCAUUAGAACAGUCAAGUGCGAGUAGUUCUGUUGACAAGAACAAGAUGAAGUGAUGGUGUAAACAAAAAUUGUUCAACUCGACCAUAGUCACAUCAUCGUUUAAAUUUAAGAUUAUCUUUAAUCAGUGACUAGGUGUCAUAUCCAGCAUCUUAUGAGGUGUCAGUUGUGAGGGGUAAUAUUUCGUUGAGUCUACACUACAUUCAGGUGUAACUAAAUUGUAGAUAGCUCUGUAGACAAGAAGACACCGAUCAUGGUACCAAAAGAAUCAUUCCAAUCCAUCAUGUCUUUUAAAUUUUAAUAUUAUUUUUAAUCAAAACAGUUGGAAUAGACAUUCUCAAGCUGCUUGUAAUCUUUCAUGGCUUGCUCAGAAGAAAGUUUGAAACAGGUAAAAUGUCAGAUGAGACUCCUUAACUUUGGUGAUCAUUGAAUUCAAAUGAUAGGCUAUUUUAGUACAUAUGUGUUUUCUUGGUGGAAUUUGAGAAUCUUACAGCCUUGUACUGUACCUCAGCUGCUAUUUGCAGCGUUUUUUUUUUUUACCGAAAAUAAAUGACUAUUUUAGUUAUACCCUUUACAUCCUUGGAAAAGGUCUAUGGAUUUUUUGUACAGGUCUUAUGAGUUUUAGGCUGUAUGUAAUGAGUAUGGUAUUAUACAUCUGUACUACU